AUGCCAAAACAUUUGUUCAAUAUUCUACUGGUUUUAUCAACCACAAUUGUAAUUAACAAUGUCUUAUGCGUAGAAAACAGUACACAAGGUAGUGUGGUUGGAAAUAGGGGGUUGGGGGACCUGGAUUUUUUGGAUAACAAAGGGAUAUUUGGUACAAAGAAAGCGUUUGAUCCUAAUUCCAUAAUGGACGGUAAGGGAAUGUCGAUAAGCGCAACUUCUCCCCCAGCCGUAACGGUCACACCCACAACGACACUAAAUGUCACUCCGAUACAGAAUCCAUCGGCACAAGAUAUACACUAUGAUACAUUCAAACAAAAUCCAUUGGAUUUAGCAGAAAGGAAAUUUGAAAAUAGUGUGGCGGACGAAACCAGCGGAAAUUUACGUAGGGGCACUAACGUACACUGCGGUACCACACAUAUAGCAGUCACUUGUGCCAAUAGAAGGCGUAAGAAGAGGGGAAGUGAGGCUAGUGAUGGUAGUGAGAUGGUCGAUGAAUCGCAGCAACUAGAUGAAUCACAACUAGACGAAUCACAGGAUGAUCAACUAGAAAAUGAUCAACAGGGGUAUUGA
This is a messenger RNA of Babesia microti strain RI, 570 nucleotides long. RefSeq lists its product as hypothetical. The transcript is spliced from 3 exons. The record is from RefSeq and is a predicted model, not a curated record. Bases 1 to 570 code for a protein of 189 amino acids. Lineage: Eukaryota; Apicomplexa; Aconoidasida; Piroplasmida; Babesiidae.